AUGGGUAAAUUCGAAAAACUCUCAGAACAACAACAAGAUCAAAUCCGUAUUGCUUUCAAACAAUGCGAUAAGGAUGGUAACAAUGUCAUUGAUGUUACAGAAUUGAAGGAAAUUCUGAAGGCAUUAGGUGAAGAAGGUACUGAUACACAAGCCAAAGAAUUGAUGAAAGAAAUUGAUGACGAUGGAAAUGGACUUAUUACGUUUGAUGAAUUCAAAGAAGCCAUGGCCAGCUGGAUGAUGCAAUAA
Molecule: messenger RNA, 246 nt
Organism: Naegleria lovaniensis
Lineage: Eukaryota; Heterolobosea; Eutetramitea; Acrasida; Naegleriidae
Exons: 2
Coding region: 1-246 (81 amino acids)
Molecular function (GO): calcium ion binding
Source: RefSeq, a predicted model, not a curated record